AUGUCUUACAAACUUUAUGCAGACGAAGAAUAUUCCGAUACGCGCUCAGUGCUUGCUUAUCUUACAGAUCCAAAACUUGCUCACUGGAGCAAGUCUAUCAUAGACAAUAUCGACUGGUUUUGCAUAAAACCCAACACUUUCAUGUGUCAGUUUAAUCCGGAUCGUGAUAACUGCCAAAGCUUCCUUACAGAGCAUGGAGGUCAUGUUGGGUCAUUAAUGGAUAUUUGCAGUUCUAUAGCGGUUACUACAGCAACUGAUGGACGAGCGUGGGAUAGACAUGGCAUGACGACACAUUUGUCAACUCAGUUCUACAAGCCUUUGGUGAUUAACACACCCGUAGUAAUGACUUCCAAGAUCAUCACAAUUAGCGAAACUUCUGCAAUAGUAGAAACUCGCAUUUAUAAUUUAGAUGAUCCCGAUUCACAGUAUGCAUUCGGGAUUCACAAACAUGUAUACAUUAGAAACCCCAAAUUGUAA
Phycomyces blakesleeanus NRRL 1555(-) is the source of this 477-nucleotide messenger RNA. RefSeq lists its product as hypothetical. The transcript has 3 exons. The record is from RefSeq and is a predicted model, not a curated record. Bases 1 to 477 code for a protein of 158 amino acids. Lineage: Eukaryota; Fungi; Mucoromycota; Mucoromycetes; Mucorales; Phycomycetaceae.